Molecule: messenger RNA, 1094 nt
Organism: Puntigrus tetrazona (Sumatra barb)
Lineage: Eukaryota; Metazoa; Chordata; Actinopteri; Cypriniformes; Cyprinidae
Gene: c1qa
Product: complement component 1, q subcomponent, A chain
Exons: 3
Coding region: 154-894 (246 amino acids)
Molecular function (GO): protein binding
Source: RefSeq, a predicted model, not a curated record
GAGAAUGGGGAAGGAAAAAUGCACGUGUUGGCAAUUUCAAGAGAUGUUUAAUAUAGUUCAGAAUUUGGAGAAAUGAAACAAUUACACGGCAGCAGCCUUUUGUUUUUUAACACCAUUUUACCGCUCACAAUCAAAAGACACUGAUAUUUUAGGAUGCAGCAACUGGUUUUUCGUGCUUUUCUUUGGGUGCUGCUUCCCUUUACUUUAUGUCAGGACAAUACAUGUGCAUUAGAUGGGAAAGAUGGCGUGAAUGGAGUCCCUGGCAGAGGCGGCUUACCAGGAGCAAAGGGAGAGAAAGGGGCACCAGUAUUACAGGAUAAACUGAGCAGUAUCACAAUGCAGGAACUCAAAGGAGAGACGGGAAUCAGAGGCUCUCCAGGAGAACCUGGUCCAAAGGGUUUCAUAGGUGCACAAGGACUAAAAGGUAUCCCUGGUCCUAAGGGUCCUAGAGGAUCCAGUGGUGGCAGUGAUGGCAGUGGAGGCAAUGCAAAUAAAAAGCCAGCUUUCUCUGUGCUGCGAAACACAGCAAAUUUGGCUUCAUAUGGUCAGCCUGUGGACUUUGAUAAAGAACUUAGCAAUGUUGAUAAUGAUUUCAACCUUAGAACUGGCAAAUUCACUUGCAAGGUUCCUGGGGUGUAUUACUUUGUGUUUCAUGCGUCAUCUGAAGGACAAUUAUGCCUAAGACUUAAAAAUAACAGGAAUGAAGUGAACAGCCUGAAUUUCUGUGACUUAAACCCACGAUCAUCAUCAGCUGUUGUGUCAGGUGGAGCUGUGCUUCAACUAACUAAAAAUGACAAUGUAUGGAUUGAGCCUUUCACAAAAAGUACUGGCAAGCAAAUGCCCAAAAGCAUGUCAGCUGUGUUCAAUGGAUUUUUAAUCCAUCGCGACUUUUAAUAGUCUAUUAAAGAUGACGCAAUGGCUUACUGACUGCGGUGGUGAUGUAUAGCAGUGAUGUAAACAUUAAUGAAAAUCUAACCUGAUCUGUUGCAUGCCGCAUUCAAAUCUUGUAUUCAUGUAUCUUGCCUGUAUUAAAACUGCUUUGUUGUCUUUUUAUAAAUGUCUCCAAUUAACUAAAUAAAAGCAUAUGAACAUGA